UAGGAAGAAAAUGUUUGGAGGAGUGUGAUAUUUUAAAGCAUGGGAAAAGUCAAGAAAACACCUGUAAAGGAUGAAAAGCAAAAGAAGAUUUCAAGUUUUUUUCAGCAAGGAAAUGCUAGUAGUAAACCAGCAACCAGUAAUCUAUUUACAACUCUUGGAAACAAACCCACAACAGCGUCUAAAUUAUCCCUCAAAAAGAACAAGUCCACAGAAUCUCUAAAAACCAAUCAAACUGAUGCCACAAGUUGGAAAAGUGUUAAGUCUAGCUCAGUUCAAAGCAAUGAAGGGCUUCCCCAAAAAACUAAAGGGGAGGGAGAUAUACCUCAUAAGGAGCCAACUGUAAUCCCGGAAACUCAGUUAUUCAAAAGCCCUGCUGUCUGUAGGGUGGGAGAUGGGAGGAAUGACUCGAUCAGUGACUGUGAAGAAAUCAUGAUUCCUGAUACACCGGAAGAUUCAAAGGUGGAGUCUAAGGGGAAGAAAGGCUUUGGGAGAAGUUUUUUGACAUCCACCACAGCAGUAGGAAAGAAACCUGGUCUGACAAAAGCAGAGAUAAUUCAGAAGAAACGGUUAUCAAGAGCUCGGAAGAGUUUGGUGUCAAUAUCUUUGUCUAGUCAUGUUAAAGAAAAUAUCAUUGAAAAGGAAACUGGUGAAAAUUUGGAGAAGGUUGAAGGAGAUGGAUGCCAUGAGAGACUGAAAGAUGUAACCAUUGAGGUGGACAACAGAGAUUCUGGAAUAGGUCUAAAAGAAAGCUUUGAUAACUCAAGAUUAUCGAUGGAAAAUGAAUCACAGGUUUUUGGCCAAACAAAGAUCGGAAAAAGCUCAGAAAGUAUGCAGGAUCAAGAUUUAGUAGAAAAAGAAAGUAUUAAAAGUGAUGCAGAGAAUAUAUGUGACUCCAGUUUGAUCACAAUAGAUGCAGAGACACCCACUAAAUUGUAUGAAACGUCCAUCAAGAGGAUGUCAAAGACUGGGGAAUCCCCUGAAUACAAAAGAGUCACUGCCGAGGAGGAUUUCAAAGACAGCAAUGAUGUCAUGGAUAAAACUAGAGUUAAGCGCAAUCUGUGCAAUGUAAAACCUAUUGAAAAACGGAAAAAAAUAAAACCAAAAGUAUCAGCUGUGAAUAAUUACCAAUUAACCAUGAGUGCACAAAGGAAAAGUGAAAAUGAAAGUGUGACAACAGCUGAUGACGAUGUUUUAGGAGAGUUACUGGGAGAGCUGGAUACCAAAACGAGUGCUGAACCUUUGAUGUUUGUUGAUGAAAAUACCCCCUUGACAACUCUGAAAUUGAAGAACAGAAAAUCCCUCUCAAAGAAGAAGAGCCCAGUGUUGAUAAAGAAUGCAGAAGUUUCAAAAGAGGAACAGGUCUUAUUCCAGACUUUAGAUAAGGAAGUCCAUGCAGAAUUUUAUACAGCUAGGGCAGACUCUACUUCUGUGCAAUGCUUGGAAACGUGUGCCCCAAAUUCAACCACACCUAGCACUGCAGUAUCUAUGAAGCUCAAAUCUUCCUGGACUUCCAUUCUAGGAGAACAAUUUCAAGACACGGACAAAGAAAGUAUGGAUAUUGAAUUGGUUGGAACACCAGAAGAUUCUGAGAAAUUUACAACUGCUACACAAAACAUUAAGGAGUUUGCUUCCCAGAUACCAAAAGCUCCUCCAAUGGUGGAUGACAUUGAAGAGUUCCAGACUCAGAUGGAUGACAGUCUUUGUGAAGGCUUAGAUGCAUUGUCACCAUUCAAAACAGAUGUGAAAAUGAACAAAUUAAUAGAUACUGAAACAGAACUCCCAAUGUGUACGAAAUAUGGAAGGCACACUGUUGUGAGGAAAGAGCAUAUCAAUCAUGAAAUAGUGCUGAAUGUAAAGGCAUAUGACACUGAACAAAUGAGGACAUGUGUACUCUGUGGAUUUUGGUCAGAUACACAUGUUGAGGAGGGAGACACAAUUCACAUCCUGGGAACGUUUGACAGUAAUGGAAGUUGUAGAAUCACAGACAAAGAAGGCUUUGUUAUAGUUAACCCAGAUCUCCUGUUGUCAGGGACAACUGUGGUGUCUAGUAUAUUCUGCAUGAGAAAAUCCAUCUUAAAUGACAAAUUCAAGGGCUGUGACAGAGGAAACAUCCAGAUGUUAUAUGGCAGCAUCAUCCACUCAGUAUUUCAAGAGGUUUUAAGAAAACAGCUGUAUGAAGAGAACCAAAUCACAACAGAGGCAGAAAACACAAUGAAACAGAGCAAAUUUAUCCACGAAAUGUAUGGCAAUGGUGUGACAGAUUUACAAGUAUUGGAAGAAAUUAAAAAAUAUAUCCCACCCUUACAGAGCUGGUUACUGAAACAUACUCGGUACACUCAGAGUAUGAUAGGAGCUCAAAGCAAAACGUCUGGUAAUAUUACUGUCAGCAGUGUUCGAGACAUUGAGGAAAACAUCUGGUCACCAAGGUUUGGAGUUAAAGGCAAAAUUGAUUUGACAGUGGAUGUUACGCUGAAUAAGAACCAUAGAGCUACUGUCCCUCUGGAACUAAAAACAGGAAGAGCCAGUUUCUCCAUGGAGCACAAAGGCCAAGUGACCUUAUACAGCAUGAUGAGUUCAGACAGACGUCAGGAUCCUAAACAAGGUCUCCUCCUGUAUCUAAAGGAGCCAGUGAUGAAAAUGAUAGAGGUGGAUCACAUCAACAAGAGGGGUAUCAUCAAUCUGAGGAAUGAGAUGGCCUACUAAAUCUGGUGCAUGACAGGUUCAGAAAGGUAGUGUUGAGGACAGUCAUUUAGUGACUUACAGCCUAGUGGAGAAAUUGGAAGUCUUGUGUACUUUAUUAUACCCCCGCAAACGAUUAACAACCCACGAGCCUGUACCAAAUGUCCUCAGCUUCUCAAUUGUGCUCUCUAUCAGAAAAAUGUCGAGAAUCGAGCUUUGUCAGAUAACCAUGCCAUGCAAAAGUUGGAUUAUCGAACAGAGAGGUUCAUGCUGUUCAGAAAGAGUUUACAUUUAGUGUCACUAAAUACAGUUGAAAUGAAAUGUCUCUAUUAUAGGGAGAAGAAAGGCGAUUGUCUGAGUCACCUGACAGUUUUACCUGAAAAAACAGAAAACAGCGAGGACAAGGAUGUGGUCUUCAUUCAUUUUCAUCGAAAAGCAGGACUAGGUAGUCCUCCCCUGAACAUGGUGGGAAUUUUGAAGCAUGAUUAUGUAAUUGUGACGGCAGAGAAAUCAGAAUUUGUAGCAGUGUGUGCUGGCAGUAUAAUAGACAUUACAGAGGAAGAAGUAGUCCUACUGACAGAAAGAGAAGGGUUACAGAGGCUGACGACCUUGAAAUCUCACCUUUUCCGUUUAGACAGAUAUGACAGUUAUAACACGUCAGCCAUAUUUUACUCUAAUUUGUCUCGACUUCUUUAUGAUGAGCCUGUCAGUUGCAGGUUACGAGAACUUUUUAUUGAAAAUAAGAAGCCAGAAUUCAUCUUAAAAAUGUCUAAAGGAGAAAUUGAAAAAGUUAAAGACAUUUUUAAACCCUUAAACAAGUUUUAUUUUUAUAAAAUAUUAAAGGUUUUGAUGUGCAAGGAUUAUGUUCUUAUUAAGGGGUACCCGGGAACAGGUAAGACUUCUACCAUUGUGGCUCUGGUCAAGGUCCUGACCCUCCUAGGACACUCUGUCUUACUGACCAGCUACACCCACUCAGCAGUGGACAACAUACUCAUCAAACUCCUCAAGGAGAAAGUCAACUUUUUACGCUUUGGGAGAAAAAAUAAAAUUCAUCCAACUGUACAGCCCUACGGAGCAGAGAAGUUGACAGAAAAAAUCUCUAAUGUGGCUGACCUGAGGGAAUUCUACAAUUCACAAAGAGUGGUUGCUACCACAGCUUUAGGGAUGAACCACCCGGUCUUCACCCAGAGGAGGUUUGACGUCUGUAUAAUGGAUGAGGCCUCUCAGAUCCUUCAGCCCGCCUCCCUUGCGCCCCUCUUCUUCGCUGAUAGGUUCGUCUUGGUGGGUGACCCCAAACAGCUGCCACCAGUUGUACAGAGCAAGGAAGCUAGAAAUCUGGGUAUGGAUGAGAGCCUUUUUGUUAGAUUACAAAAUGGAUCUGCUACUUUUGAAUUAAAUCUACAGUACAGAAUGAACAGAGACAUUAUGUAUUUGAGCAAUACACUUGUCUACAAUGGAUGUCUUAAGUGUGGAAAUGAUGCUGUUGCCUUCAACAGAUUGAAAUGGUUUAAAAGCAGCCUUGUGAAUGAAGUUGUUGAGGAGUACAGCUGGAUGAGAGAAGUUCUGUCAGAUGACCCUUAUAAGGCAGCAGUAUUUCUGGACACGGAUAAGGUGCCAGCACAAGAAGAAAGAGAUAGUUCAGGGUUAAUCAAGAAUGUCAUAGAGGCUCAGAUUGUUACCUGUCUGGUACAAUCCUUUGUUAAGAUUGGUGUAAAAGAAAGCAAUAUAGGGGUAAUUGCUCCUUAUAGAAAGCAGGUGACUUUGAUCCGUGACCAUUUAACCUGCAAACAGGAAGUUGAGGUCAACACAGUAGAUCAGUACCAAGGUCGAGACAAGGAUGUCAUCAUUAUAUCAUUGACCAGAAGCUUUUCUUCUCCAACAGAUGCAGAAACAAAGUCAGGUGAGCUGUUAAAAGAUAUCAGGAGGCUGAAUGUUGCUCUAACAAGAGCAAAGAAAAUGUUGAUACUGGUUGGGCAUGUCAACUCUUUGAAAAGUUAUCCUCCAUUGGAAUCAGUGAUCAAGCUUCUCCAGGAAAAAGACUGUAUCAUAUCUCUACCUCAGGAUGCCCACUUGUCUUUCAGGAAAUGAAUUUCAGAUAUGGUGCCAAAUUUCAUUCAUUUAUCAAUUUAAGAAAUUAAAUCAUUGUGAGUUUUGAACAAUUUUUGUCAAUUCAAUGUUCAUGUGAUGUAAGUAUGAAACUCAUGAA
Saccostrea cuccullata (small rock oyster) is the source of this 4885-nucleotide messenger RNA. Its product is annotated as DNA replication ATP-dependent helicase/nuclease DNA2-like. Gene Ontology annotation, molecular function: 5'-flap endonuclease activity; single-stranded DNA helicase activity. The transcript is spliced from 33 exons. Gene Ontology annotation, cellular component: cytoplasm. The record is from RefSeq and is a predicted model, not a curated record. NCBI's taxonomy places the organism in Eukaryota, Metazoa, Mollusca, Bivalvia, Ostreida, Ostreidae. Gene Ontology annotation, biological process: replication fork reversal.